CCCACCUAGGCUAUUCCCAACUUAGGCCCAUGAAGCGACGAGCUCGCUCUUUCCUCUUCCGCCCUAUCGCCGGCGGCGCGGCUCCAGCAAAGCUCGGCGGCGUGCUCCGGCGACCAAGGAGGCCACGGAAUACUGAGAGGAUCAGUGGAAGUGAGGGCCGGACCUCCUUAGGGCGGAGUCGAAAUUUCGUAGCAGUUGAGAAUCUUCGCAGGUACUGGAGGGCGGCCAUGGAGGAGCUGGAGUUGCCUCUCCCCACGGAGAAGCUCGCCGUGGAUCCGGGCAGGGAGGGAGGAAAGCGAGGUGUGGCUGUGCUCGUGGCCACCGGGAGCUUCAAUCCUCCCACCUACAUGCACCUGCGCAUGUUUGAACUGGCAAAGGAUGAAUUGCAGCAGCGAGGGUAUUCUGUCUUGGGUGGUUACAUGUCUCCGGUGAACGAUGCUUACAAGAAGAAGGGCCUUUUAUCUGCAGCCCACCGAAUUCGCUUAUGCGAACUAGCAUGUGAAAGCUCAUCUUUUGUGAUGGUUGAUCGAUGGGAGGCAAUGCAGAAAGGUUUCCAACGCACCUUGACUGUUCUCUCGAGAAUUCGGAAUGCUUUGUCCAAGGAUGGUUUAGCUGAUGGAGGUAGUCCCAAUGUAAUGCUUUUAUGUGGUUCCGACCUGCUCGAAUCAUUCAGCACCCCAGGAGUUUGGAUUCCUGAUCAGGUCAGGAUCAUAUGUAAGGACUUUGGUGUUAUUUGCAUACGUAGAGAAGGAAAAGAUGUUGAAAAAAUAAUAUCCAGCAGUGAGAUACUGAACGAAUGCAGGGAUAAUAUUAUUUCAGUUGAUGAGAUUGUUCCAAAUCAAAUAAGUUCGUCUAGAGUAAGAGAAUGCAUAAAAAAAUGCCUAUCAAUAAAGUAUCUUGUAUGUGAUGAAGUCAUCCAGUAUAUUGGAGAACACAAACUCUACAAGGAAGCUGACGGCAGUGAUACAAGAAAAUGACAAUAAAGGGUCCAGUGCAGGCAAUCUGAAUAUAGACCUUAAUAUAUUCACGGUUAAAUGUUAGGUGCCUGUUUUAUAGCUAAUAGGCAAAUGUUGUACCCUGGGCAUCUGUUUUGGGAUAUACAACUGAAUUGGAUGAUGAGAAGCAUUUGUUUUAUUUACAAAAAUGAAACAUUUCGAAAUAAAAAGAGCACCUGCUAAUUGCAUGUUGACUGGAAGUUGUAUCAUAAUACAGAUAGAUGAGAUACUUGUCAGCAGUUGUACUCCAACAUGUAAUGCUGGACAUAUUUCCUACAAAGCUUCAUUGUGUCCAUGUUAGUAUGGUUGCUGAUCACAAUAUUUCAGAAAUAACGGCUACUUGUAUGCGUA
Molecule: messenger RNA, 1346 nt
Organism: Oryza sativa Japonica Group (Japanese rice)
Lineage: Eukaryota; Viridiplantae; Streptophyta; Magnoliopsida; Poales; Poaceae
Source: RefSeq, a predicted model, not a curated record